AUGCUUGUCACUGGUCCCAACACUGGUAUAACGGACACAAUAAGUGCCACGAUAUCUAACAGUGCGCUCAAUAUACCCCUCUUGUGUCUAUCGGCCGGACCGGCGGCGGUGUCUCUCACCGAUCGAACCCAUUCGUUGACUCUGUCCGGCAAAGAGGUCUCUCGUUUGGUCUCCCAAUCCAUAGCCAUAGCCACCGACGCGAUCGUCACCAAUAAUAAGGCCAAUAAGCGUUAUGUAGACAAUGGUGUGAUUGAGAAAUCCAUAGCCAUAGCCACCGACGCGAUCGUCACCAAUAAUAAGGCCAAUAGUAAAUACAUAAAUCACAAAAAUCAUUAUCAUUCAAAUACAAUGAACGUGUUUCGGCACAUCGAGGGCAAUUUUAAUACAACCCAAUCGCACCAAUGGAUGACCGAUCACUGGCACAUCUCUGUCUACCUGUCCAUCGCAUACCUGUGUGUGAUAUAUGGCCUCAAACUUCAAAUGCAAAACCGAAAACCUCUCGAUAUAAACGGAUAUCUGUUUGCGUGGAAUGCAUUCCUAACCAUAUUCUCAACAAUAGGUACUCUCAGAGCCGUCGACGAGAUGUCACACGUGUUGGGAAACCACGGCUUGAAGUAUAGUAUAUGCAGUAAAGAGUAUCACACCUACGGAUCGGGUCUCUGGGGGUUUCUGUUCUCGUUUUCAAAGAGUUUUGAAUUGUUUGACACCGUAUUUCUGGUGCUGCGAAAACGGCCGGUCAUUUUGUUGCACUGGUACCAUCACGUGACCGUGCUCAUGUUUUGCUGGUGGUCGUACUCGCUCAAUUCAAGCACCGGCCGGUGGUUUACUUUUGUCAACUAUACCGUACACAUGUUUAUGUACGCCUAUUACACCCUACAGUCGGUGGGCGUUAAAGUGCCCUCCGUUUUAGCCAAAGCCAUAACAAUGGGCCAAAUAUUUCAAAUGAUUUUUGGUUUAUUCAUUAACUUAGCGUCGAUUGUAUUGAAAUUGUUUGACAGCGAGUGCGGCGUCGACUAUAAAUACAUUGCCAUUUCUCUAGCGAUGUACGGCUCGUAUUAUUAUUUAUUUUAUCAGUUUUUCAAUAAUAGAAAGCCCCUCGAAAUAAGCGGAUAUCUGUUUAUAUGGAAUGCAUUCCUAACCCUAUUCUCAAUUGUGGGUACUUUCAGAUUAUUAGAUGAAAUGCAAUACCGAUUGGUAAACCAUGGCUUUGGCUUCAGUAUAUGCAGCCAAGAAUAUCACACCCAGGGAUCGGGUCUCUGGAUAUUUUUGUUCAUAUUCUCAAAGAGUUUUGAAUUGUUGGACACUGUGUUUCUGGUGCUGCGGAAACGGCCGGUAAUAUUUUUGCACUGGUACCAUCACGUGACCGUGCUCAUGUUUUGCUGGUGGUCCUACGCUCUCAAUGCCAGCACUGGCCGGUGGUAUGCGUUUGUCAACUAUAUUAUCCACUCAAUUAUGUACGCCUAUUACGCCCUGCAGUCGGUGCAGGUGAAGGUGCCCUCAGCACUGACCAAAACCAUAACAAUCGGCCAAAUAUUACAAAUGUUUUUCGGUUUAUUCAUUACUUUAAUGUCAUUUGCAUUAAAAUUUUAUGGCAACGACUGUGGCGUUAACUAUGAUUACGUCGGCAAAUGGUUUGUCCAAAACUGGCACAUCUCGGUCUACCUGUCCAUCGCAUACGUGUGUGUCAUAUAUGUACUAAAACUCUGGAUGCGAAACAAAAACGCUUUUAAAUUAAACGUCUAUCUUAUAUGCAGUCAAGAAUAUCACACCCAGGGAUCGGGUCUCUGGAUAUUUUUGUUCAUAUUCUCGAAGAGUUUUGAACUGUUGGACACUAUAUUCCUGGUGUUGCGAAAAAAGCCCGUAAUGUUGCUGCACUGGUACCAUCACGUGACCGUGCUCAUAUUUUGCUGGUGGUCUUACUCUCUCUACGCCGGCACCGGGUUUUGGUAUGCGUUUGUCAACUAUACCGUACACUCAUUUAUGUACACCUAUUACGCCCUGCAGUCGAUGAAUGUGAGAGUGCCCUCCGCUCUCUCCAAAGCCAUAACAAUCGGCCAAAUAUUUCAAAUGUUUUUCGGUUUAUUCAUUACUUUAAUGUCAUUUGUAUUGAAAUUUUAUGGCAACGGCUGUGGCGUUAGCUAUGAUUACGUCGGCGUUUCCAUCGCUCUCUACGGCUCGUAUUUCUAUCUGUUUUAUCAGUUUUUUAAGAAUAGGGGACUCGAAGAGAUUCAAUACCGGUUGGAAAACCAUGGCUUCUGGUAUAGUAUAUGCAGCCAAGACUAUCACACACCGACUAUUGGUUUGUGGGGUUUCCUAUUUAUAAUGUCAAAGAGUGUGGAACUGUUGGACACCCUAUUUCUGGUGCUAAAAAAACGGCCGGUCAUAUUGUUGCACUGGUACCAUCACGUGACCGUGCUCAUGUUUUGCUGGUGGUCGUACUCGCUGAAUGCCAGUACAGCCCGAUGGUUUGCGUUUGUCAAUUAUACCGUACACUCAUUUAUGUACGCCUAUUACACCCUGCAGUCGGUGCAGGUGAAGGUGCCCUCAGCUCUGACCAAAAUCAUAACAAUCGGCCAAAUAUUUCAAAUUUUUAUGGAAACGGAUGUGGCGUUAGUUUUAAACACAUUGCAGUUUCUAUCGCUCUCUACGGCUCCUGUAUUCUCAACAAUAGGGACUAUCAGAUGUGGUGAAGAGAUUUAUUAUCGGUUAGUAAACUACGGCUUUGGGUAUAGUAUAUGCCACAAAGAUCUGCACACCCUCCGUGCGGGUCUGUGGGGACUACUGUUCACACUAUCAAAAAGUAUUGAACUGUUGGACACUGUGUUUCUGGUGUUGCGAAAAAAGCCCGUGAUGUUUUUGCACUGGUACCAUCACGUGACCGUGCUCAUGUUCGCCUGGUGGACGUAUUCUUUCAUGGGCAGUACAGGCCGAUGGUUUGCGUUUGUUAAUUAUACGGUCCACUCGUUUAUGUACUCGUAUUACGCGCUGCAAGCGGUGCGGGUGAGAGUGCCCUCCGUUUUGGCCAAAACAAUAACAAUCGUUCAAAUAUUGCAAAUGUUUUUCGGCUGUGGCGUUAGCUUUGAACACAUCGGUGUUUCACUAACCAUAUAUGGC
This is a messenger RNA of Medioppia subpectinata, 3114 nucleotides long. The record is from the annotation of a GenBank genome assembly. NCBI's taxonomy places the organism in Eukaryota, Metazoa, Arthropoda, Arachnida, Sarcoptiformes, Oppiidae.